Molecule: messenger RNA, 1356 nt
Organism: Diutina rugosa
Lineage: Eukaryota; Fungi; Ascomycota; Pichiomycetes; Serinales; Debaryomycetaceae
Gene: GDH3
Product: glutamate dehydrogenase (NADP(+))
Exons: 1
Coding region: 1-1356 (451 amino acids)
Cellular component (GO): cytosol
Molecular function (GO): L-glutamate dehydrogenase (NADP+) activity
Source: RefSeq, a predicted model, not a curated record
AUGGUUUUGCCUCACGAACCCGAAUUUCAACAAGCUUACGACGAAUUGGUGUCGGCCGUCGAAGACUCGACCCUCUUCCAGGAGAACCCCGAGUACAAGAAGGUCAUCCCCGUGGUGUCGGUCCCCGAAAGAGUGAUUCAAUUUAGAGUUGCUUGGGAAAACGACAAGGGUGAGAUCGAGGUCAACAACGGGUACAGAGUGCAAUUCAACUCGGCCCUUGGUCCUUACAAGGGGGGUUUGAGAUUCCACCCUUCGGUCAACUUGUCGAUCCUCAAGUUCCUUGGUUUCGAACAAAUCUUCAAGAACGCCUUGACCGGGUUGCUGAUGGGUGGUGGUAAAGGUGGUUGUGACUUUGACCCCAAGGGCAGAUCCGACGCCGAGAUCCGCAGAUUCUGCUUUGCUUUCAUGAGAGGCCUUUCGAGAUACAUUGGUGCCGACACUGACGUCCCCGCCGGUGACAUUGGUGUGGGUGGCCGUGAAAUUGGGUUCCUCUUCGGUGCCUACAAGGCGAUGCAAAACAACUUCACCGGUAUCCUUACCGGUAAGGGUUUGCUGUUUGGUGGUUCGUUGAUCAGACCCGAAGCCACCGGUUACGGUGUCGUCUACUACGUGGAAAAGAUGAUUGAAAAGGCCUCGCAAGGCAAGGAAUCGUUCAAGGACAAGAGAGUCGCCAUCUCCGGUUCGGGUAACGUCGCCCAAUACGCCGCGUUGAAGGUUAUUGAACUCGGCGGGAUCGUUGUGUCGCUUUCGGACUCCAGGGGUACCUUGAUCUUCCCCGACAACGUCAACGCCGGUCAAGUGAGAAUCAUCGCCGACUCCAAGCUCAAGUUCAAGUCGCUUGAACAAAUCGCCAAGGACAACGCCGACUACUUCCAAGGCGUCGAAUACAUCGCUGGCGCUAGACCCUGGGAACACGUUGGUGCCGUCGACGUCGCCUUGCCCUCGGCCACCCAAAACGAAAUCUCGGGUGAAGAAGCCAAGGCCCUCGUCGACGCUGGCUGCAAGUUCAUCGCCGAAGGUUCCAACAUGGGUUCGACCAAGGAGGCCAUCGACGUCUUCGAAGCCAACAGACCCAACGGUGUCUGGUACGCCCCCGGUAAGGCUGCCAACUGUGGUGGUGUCGCCGUCUCCGGUUUGGAAAUGGCCCAGAACUCGCAAAGAGUCCAAUGGACCGCCGAGGAAGUCGACAGCAAGCUCAAGAACAUCAUGUACACCUGUUUCGACAACUGCUACAACACCGCCGUCAAGUACUCGAACGAAAAGACCGACGGGUUGCCUUCGUUGUUGAAGGGGGCCAACAUCGCCGGUUUCAUCAAGGUGGCCGACGCCAUGUUCGACCAAGGUGACGUUUUCUAA